Messenger RNA from Lentinula edodes (shiitake mushroom), 705 nucleotides. RefSeq lists its product as uncharacterized. The record is from RefSeq and is a predicted model, not a curated record. The transcript has a single exon. The coding region runs from base 1 to 705 and encodes 234 amino acids. Lineage: Eukaryota; Fungi; Basidiomycota; Agaricomycetes; Agaricales; Omphalotaceae.
AUGGUCGCAUGUUGUGGCCUCACAGCAAGUUACGAUCCACGCAUUGAGACAUAUCUGAGCCGUACUGGCUACUCUGGUGGUGGUGGGACAAAUGUUGCAGAGAUCGCAAAAACUUUGUUCAAUAUGACAUUCAGUACCUUGGACGAAGAGCAGCGCCAGAAGGUGAUAACUACCCAGGAGUUAUCCCAAACUUGGGAAAACAAACACCAUCUUGUCCCACCUGCAGUCUAUUCCCGGAGAUGUACCAAAGAAACUCUUGACCUUUCGCCUCAUCUUCCUCUCCCUUGCAAUGAAUGUUUGACUGUCUACAAAUCGCGUGCCUUCAAGAAUGCUAUUCGUCGACAGAAGCCAUCUGCCAAGAAUUAUAUUCAUACCAACCACAGAUUUCGGCCUAAAGUACUGGGUGAAAUUUACGCUCUUAGUGUUGGGACAAAGGAGCUCAUAGAAGAGCAGUCCAAAAAGUCACCAUUUGUCCGCUAUGCGCUCGGUGUACUCCAAGGGAAAUAUGAUGAUAAAGUCUUUGAAGGCUUGACGAAGGCCAUGCUCAUUCGGAACGAAAAGGAAGAGAAUGGUAUUGGAUUGCAAAACUUCAAAUAUUCACCUGCCUAUGACGAGUUUACGAACAUUAUGAGAAUCACCAGUCCUUCCGCAUUCCGGGUCCUACGUGAGUGGUUUCCUGCUAGAACUAGCGAGAGCUUUCGGUGA